AUGGCAGAACUACAGCAAGAAGGGCUCCAUAACAUAAGCGCCGCCCAGGGGGCACACACUGCCACAUACUUCACCGACGGAUCCACUGAUCCGGUGACAGGGCGGUCUGGGGCGGCGUAUGUAUGCAAGACCGACAAUGGGCGCGCGGCAGUCUCCGCCAUCACCACCACCGCCUCUGCUCGAACAACUGACUUCUCCUCCACACAAACUGAAUUAGCUGCGAUAGUAAUGGCACUUGAACACGCCUACACCUACCACUGCCGGAAUGUACUUAUUGCCACUGACUCCAUGACUGCCAUUGCAGCAAUCAACAAGCAGGAUGGAGAAAACAUCACUCAAACCCGAGCCAUCUGGAAAACAGCAAGAGCCAUCCACAAUGCGGGCAGAAGUGUCACUCUUACGUGGAUACCAUCCCACGUGGGAAUCUCAGGAAAUGAAGAAGCGGACGCCCUCGCCAAACGGGCAGCCAGUGACGCAACGGUGGCCACAGUCAUCCCCAGGACGUUGAAUCAGCUGAGAGGAGCAGUGAAAGCCCACGCAGAGAGGCAGCGACAGCAGGAACAACACGAUCAGGGGAGCGAGAGCGUCAGAUGGUUCCGCCAGGUUGCCGCAGGCUGCCCGCCCCCAGCCCGACACUUCCCGAGCCGCCUGUGUGAGGUGGUGACAUGCAGGAUACGUCUCGGGUACCCUUACCCGUGGCAACUCGGCUUCGCGACAUCGGAGGAGGAGACACGAUGCCGACUGUGCGGUGCGCCGGAGGGACACAGUCUUGAACACUACAUGAGGGACUGUGCUCGUCCCUCACACCUCAGAAAACAGUGCCCCACACCUUCACCUACACUACCCGAACUGGCAAAACACUUUAUUGCGAUUCUGCCACAAACAUUAAGGGAAUACCCGAAAUUUUGUGCAAUCAAAUGA
Scylla paramamosain (green mud crab) is the source of this 921-nucleotide messenger RNA. RefSeq lists its product as uncharacterized. Bases 1 to 921 code for a protein of 306 amino acids. The record is from RefSeq and is a predicted model, not a curated record. Gene Ontology annotation, molecular function: nucleic acid binding; RNA-DNA hybrid ribonuclease activity. The transcript has a single exon. Gene Ontology annotation, biological process: DNA replication, removal of RNA primer. NCBI's taxonomy places the organism in Eukaryota, Metazoa, Arthropoda, Malacostraca, Decapoda, Portunidae.